AUUGGUUCAGCCGUUUCGACGUUUAUUGGAUACAAACAGACAGACAAACCGAAUUUAUAUAUAGAUGUAUGAAUGUUAUUGACCACUUCAGCAUAACUUUUAGGUUGCAUUGUUUUCAAUAUUUUCAAUGUUUAAUUGAAUGCUUAUGAAGAAAUAUUUACAGAAAAGAAGAAACAAACCCCGGUGGGAAAAGUGUUCCCGAUGCAGCAUCACCUUUGCAUCACCUGGUGAUAAAAUCAAACAUCUAAAGGAAGAGUGUAAAGAACUAGAUUUUUUCUGCCUGUGCCUGCAUUCCAAUAACCCUUUCAGAGAUAUUAAAGAUGUUGAGUUCCAUGUGAAGCAAAAGAAAGUAAGGCGAGCUUAUGGUGUAACAUAUAAAUGCAAGCUAUGUCCUAAGGAGCUGAAGAACCUGGAACAAAUGAAGGGGCACUGCAAAAGACACUACCCCAAACACCCGCCAUAUCCUGAACACCUGCCAUACCAUCAGCAACAGCCAUACCAUCAACAACAGCCAUACCAUCAACAGCAGCCAUUCGACCCAUAUUUUCAACAACCGCCUUAUCAUCUACAACAGCCAUACUCUCAACACCUACCAUACCCUAUUAAAAUGGAUCCAAACCAUGCUAAAAAUGGAUUGUCGUCAGAAUUAUCAGUAAAUACGUCAGAAAUAACUCAUCACAACAAGACCCAGCGUCGCCUGACCCCAGUUAAUCUACCGUCUCCAGUCCUAGAGAAUCCUUCUAGCACAGAAAUAAAAACAGAGAAGAAAAUUCAAUCAGAAGUUGUGCCAACAGUUGUAACUAGGAAGGAUGACACCUUUGCUAUAUGUCUGAAGGAUGAUAAAUCUGCUAAACACGGUUUGACUCGGCUGCAGAAUAAUAUUCUCUAG
Eurytemora carolleeae is the source of this 889-nucleotide messenger RNA. RefSeq lists its product as uncharacterized. The transcript is spliced from 6 exons. The record is from RefSeq and is a predicted model, not a curated record. Bases 140 to 889 code for a protein of 249 amino acids. Lineage: Eukaryota; Metazoa; Arthropoda; Copepoda; Calanoida; Temoridae.